UAUUGCGCCCACCUUAACCAAAGUCCACCAUCCAACGGCCCGAAACACACGACUCAGAGAUAGAGAGGUCGAGCGACAGAAAAGAAGAGAUUUAUCGAUUGAUUUGUCCAUCAGAAUUUUUUUUCCUGCACAUCCAAGAACUCCAUCUCUGACGACUGACCGUCUCCUCGUCUCUGCUUCGAUCCUAACGACGUCGUCUCGUUUCGUCGUAAUUACCAAACCAGACGUUGUGUUCCCGCCGGAUUUACUUCGUCUCGUCUUUUUUUGUGCGGUUGAGGAAGAGAGAGAAAAACCGCUAGACGCCGGCCAAACGGAAUUUAGGGUUUUGAGGGCUCGAUUUGGGGGUUUCUAUGGGGCUCGGGAGCGAUGAAGAGGUCGUCGUUGAAGACAGCGAUGGUGUUGGUGGUGGCGGUGGUUGUGGAGGCAAGUCGUACGGAGGCUCUGUCUCCUGCUCGAUUUGCCUUGAAGUCGUCGCCGAUAAUGGGGACAGAUCUUGGGCCAAGCUGCAAUGUGGGCAUCAAUUUCAUCUAGAUUGCAUUGGUUCAGCCUUCAAUAUAAAGGGGGCAAUGCAAUGCCCUAAUUGUCGGAAGAUCGAGAAAGGUCAAUGGCUUUAUGCUAAUGGAUACCGUUCAAUUCAAGAAUUUGGCGUGGAUGACUGGACCCAUGAUGAAGAUCUUUAUGAUCUUGGUUACUCUGAAAUGUCCUUUGGUGUUCACUGGUGUCCAUUUGGUAGCUUAGCACGACUUCCUUCAUCAUUUGAGGAAGGGGAGUUCUCGCCAACUUCAUAUCACGAUUUACUUGGACAACAUGCCAUCUUUGCUGAGCAUACAGCUGUAUCAUCUGCUGGUCAUCCUUGCCCAUAUAUUGCUUACUUUGGGCCAAUUCACCCGUCAUCCUCAAACUCCAGUGGAAGUGUGUCAGAAGCUUCCAACUUUAACCAUCAUUGGAGUGGCACAUCAGUACCUAGUGAAAUACCAAACUCCUAUGCUUUUCCUGCCAUGGAUCUUCAUUAUCACAGUUGGGAGCACCAUUCCCCGCCUCCAUUUUCUACAACCAACAAUCAUAUUGGUGGCGCUGAGCAGGGUUCAAUUCCAUCUGUUACUCAAAGAUCUGCUAGGCCGAGUUCAGAUUUACCAAGAUCAGGAUCUUUUAUGCACCCAUUCCUUGUUGGUCACAGUUCUAGUGCUAGAGCUGGCAGCUCUGUCACAUCCUCAAUGAUUCCUCCUUAUCCAGGCAGCAAUGCCCGGGCCCGUGACAGAGUCCAAGCUCUCCAGGCAUACUAUCAACAACAACAACCUAGUAAUUCACCAACCAUGCGUACACCCAUAAUUCAAGGAGCCCGAAGAUCUAGCAGUCAAAGAGGCGUGGCUCAAGUAGGGCCAGUGGCUUCAUCAUCGGAUCAAAAUGGUGGUUUCUAUUUUUUUCCCUCUGCCUCAUCAGGUCGUAAUUAUCAAGAAGCUGAAAAUCCUUUACCUAAUCGUUUUCAUGCAUGGGAAAGAGAUCACUUGCCUUCAUUCUCGAUGAAUCAGGUUGACCGAGACCAAGGUUGGGCUGCUGUUCACCAGGGUGGCAGUGGGUCAGACUCAGCGAUGAGAGGGAGCAGCUUCCGGCAAAGGCAUGGGUCCGAGAGGACACCUUCACAAAAUCGGUCAUAGGCCUUUCUCAUUAUCCUUGUUUUGGUGAAGCAAACUACCACUACUAUAACUGAAAUCAAAAGUUAUGUAUGCUUGAAAAACGAUAAUAUUAUAAUGCUUGGUGUCUAGUCAUGACCUGACAGACUCCAAAAAAUACUGUGGCGUGGCUCUGAAAAUGAUCUUUGCAGCCACAUGGUGGUGUGAUGGACUUAAGCUUCCUCUAGUUUCUUCGCCUUGAGGAUAUGAAAUAAGAUCUCGUUUUGGAUGUGGCAAAGCUAGAAAUUGAGCACUCUGACGACCCACAAAAACGCAAUUCUUCAGGAUAAAGUAAACAGUGGGUCAUUUAUUUAUGUCCAAAAACAUAUUCCUCAAAUGCAAAUGCUUAUGAGUGGUUUCAACUUUUGAACAAUUAUUGGUAUACAAGAACUCAAAUCUUUCCCAA
This is a messenger RNA of Prunus dulcis (almond), 2076 nucleotides long. RefSeq names its product E3 ubiquitin-protein ligase RFI2. Lineage: Eukaryota; Viridiplantae; Streptophyta; Magnoliopsida; Rosales; Rosaceae. The transcript has 6 exons. Bases 351 to 1655 code for a protein of 434 amino acids. Gene Ontology annotation, molecular function: ubiquitin-protein transferase activity. The record is from RefSeq and is a predicted model, not a curated record.